This is a messenger RNA of Oryzias melastigma (Indian medaka), 6860 nucleotides long. RefSeq names its product high-affinity choline transporter 1. Lineage: Eukaryota; Metazoa; Chordata; Actinopteri; Beloniformes; Adrianichthyidae. Gene Ontology annotation, cellular component: synapse; plasma membrane; axon. Gene Ontology annotation, biological process: transmembrane transport; neuromuscular synaptic transmission; synaptic transmission, cholinergic. Gene Ontology annotation, molecular function: choline:sodium symporter activity. The record is from RefSeq and is a predicted model, not a curated record.
CGGUUGCUUCGGUUUAUCCCCAAAUUGGUAUUUUCCAUACUGUGAUGAAUACAGUAACUUUGAUGAGUUGCUGAUACAAAACAGUGCAGGCCAGACGUUGUCCCCGCAUUAUCACAGCAGAGCCAGCAUCACUGGGAAGACCACGAUGCUUUCAUCACGGAGCAAGCGAUGGUCUGCGCAACGUCAUAAAUCAGGCCUGAAAGGUUACCUGGCACAAGUAAAUGUUUCAUCCUCUGCCAAUAUGAUAUCAUGAUAUUGGAAAGCUUUUCCGGAGAGACUGUGCGUCACGCCACUCUCCGUUAGGUGCUAUUUUCGUCCUGCACUGGAAGACAUUCAUCCACCAUCUACCCACCCUGACAGCGCCCAAUAAACCCACCACUCCCAUUCAUCUCCACCCUCUCCACCCCCACCCUCCCUCGCUUCCCCUCCGCUUCUCCUGCGCACCAGCAUUUGUGACAAAAAAGCAACAUAGGUGAUUUGUAUUUGCUCAUUCAGGAGGAUUGUAUAGUGGCGCCGUGUUUUUUUCUCUUUUUGCCAGAUCACUUUGACACCUUUCUUCAAUUAAAAAUCUCCUGUGGUUCAGUUCUUCAACGAACAGUUUUCUCCAUGAACUCCAAGUCCUUGACCUGUCGCACUUGAUCCGGGAAGCAAGAAGAAGAAGGAUGACUAUCCACGUCGAGGGCCUCGUGGCUAUCGUGAUCUUCUAUCUCGUGAUUCUAUUCGUGGGGAUCUGGGCUGCUUGGAAGAAUAAGAACUCUGGAGUCGGGGAAAGUGGAGACCGGAGCGAGAGUAUUAUGGUCGGGGGAAGAGACAUAGGACUGUUCGUUGGUGGAGUGGUCUUUUCUUUGCCAAACCCAUGCGGUCACGUGGUUACGUCACCAUGCUGGACCCCUUCCAGCAGCUGUACGGGAAAAGAAUGGGGGGUCUUCUUUUCAUCCCUGCCCUGAUGGGGGAAAUCUUCUGGUCUGCAGCCAUUCUGUCUGCAUUAGGCGCCACGCUCAGCGUGAUAGUGGACAUAAACAUUGACAUGUCAGUGGUGAUCUCGGCGCUGAUUGCGAUCUUCUACACUCUUGUUGGAGGGCUUUACUCUGUGGCAUAUACAGAUGUGGUGCAGUUGUUCUGUAUCUUUUUGGGCUUGUGGAUCAGCGUGCCUUUUGCCCUUUCCAAUCCUGUUGUGUCAGACAUCACCGUUUCAGCCAAAGAAAGAAUAUAUCAGUCACCCUGGUUGGGCAAAAUCAAGCCUGAGGACAAAUGGCUCUGGGUAGACAAUUUCUUUUUGCUGAUGUUGGGGGGGAUUCCCUGGCAGGUCUAUUUUCAACGGGUUCUCUCUGCCUCUUCAGCUACUUAUGCUCAGGUUCUUUCCUUCCUCGCUGCCUUUGGCUGCUUGGUCAUGGCCGUCCCCUCGGUCCUCAUUGGAGCUAUAGGCGCUUCAACUGACUGGAACAAAACUACCUAUGGCCACCUGGCUCCAAAAGACAAAGAUGAUUCAGACAAGAUCCUUCCCAUUGUGCUUCAGCACCUCUGCCCGCCCUACAUCUCUUUCUUUGGACUAGGGGCGGUGUCUGCAGCAGUCAUGUCGUCAGCUGAUUCAUCCAUACUGUCGGCCAGCUCCAUGUUUGCCAGGAAUAUCUAUCAACUCGCUUUCAGGCAGUCGGCCUCAGAUCGUGAAAUCGUUUGGGUCAUGCGCAUCACCAUCUUUGUGUUUGGAGCUCUCGCCACAGCCAUGGCGUUGCUGACAGGAUCCGUGUAUGGACUGUGGUAUCUGAGCUCUGACCUCGUCUACGUCAUCAUUUUCCCCCAACUUCUCAGUGUGUUGUUUGUCAAGGGGACCAACACAUAUGGGUCAGUGGCAGGCUACAUCUUUGGCCUUUUGCUCCGUAUCGGUGGAGGGGAGCCCUACCUAAGACUUCCUCCGUUCAUCUACUACCCAGGCUGGGUAAUGGAAGAGAAGGUCCACCACCUCACUGGAAACGUUGAGUAUUUUGUCCUGCAAAGGUUCCCGUUUAAAUCCGUGUCCAUGGUGGCGUCUUUCUUGGCCAACGUUGCCUUCUCUUACCUUACGAAGUAUCUGUUUGAAAGUGGCAUUUUGUCACACAAAUACGACUUCCUGGAUGCCGUGGUGUCCAAGCACAGCAAGGAGAUCAUGGAUAAGGCUACACUGGUGAGCAACCACGAUAACAUCCUUUUGUCCGAGAUGGCUCCUGUCACACAAGCUAUAGGCGCGUCAAUUGCUGGGACUUUCACCAACACUGAGGCACUCAGUGACGACGAGGGCGCCUCGAGUCCAGAGUCUUUCCACAGCAAAUGAUGGACCUCAAAGGCACAAAGAGGACUCAAAACCAAGGAAUGUGAAGGGGAAGGAGCGGUACAAGAGGCAUCAGCAUUCUUCUGGAUUCUUGCUACUGCCACACUGGGAGCUGAAUCCAAAAACAAACUUGGCUUUCAAGUGACUCCAGAAGUUGGUAAAAUUGUGGUGACUGUGUGUCUGUUUUUUGUCAUCUUCUCUUUUUGAGCUUCCUUCUUUGGUAACUAGACUUUCACUGAGCUCUGCAGUGCAUAUCAUCAUCUCAUCUGAGAGCACCAUGUCUCCCAUUAAAUUAAUUUUCAUUUCAAUGCUGCUUCUCUAGCUUGGAGAAACCUUAAAUGAUCAGGUUGAGAGAGUUUAUAGUCAUGGGAUCAGUGCAAUAUAUUUAACCAAGGAACUGUGGCUGUAUCAGCAAGCGCCGUUUGUGCAGUUAAUGUUAAUCCAUGGAUCUACUUUCAAUACUAAACUGGCUAAAGACGCUAAUCCUGGUAGCUUUAGCUUACUUUAUGUUUAAAUGUGCAUAAUAAGUCGUGCAUAAUACUAUAGCAAUGGUAUUUAACCCUACUUUUGCAGAGUGGCCAGAAUAGGCCUUUUCAGGAACCCCGAAAGGGAUUCAGCGGUUCUGAAAAUUGAUGCUAAUGUAAAAGAAUAUGUUUUAUAGAGAAAUUAUACUGAUUUCAAGCUGCGGAGGUUUUCAGGAAAACACUUGUCUUAACACUUUUAUUUUUUCUUUUACAAACCCAAAUAUAAUUAAAUGUAUAAAAGUUAUAUAAAAUAAAUCCUUAAAACUCUCAAUACAGAUUAUAGCUUUAGCACAUUUUCCAAAGGUCCACUACCAAACUUUUGACACAUAAAUAUUGUCAGCAAUGCUAAAACUGAACCACUGUCAGUUUUUAGUGCAGACUGCCUUCCUGUGAUAUGGCUGUGCAGCAAAAACGGAAUCUGACAAUUUGUAUUCAACUUCCUGGUGGAAUUGCAUCAAAAGCUAAAACCCAAUGUAAAUAAUAGCAAGUUUUCAAGAUUUAAACGUAAACGCCUUUGCUAAUUAUUUUUGCUGCUAACUCUUAAAAAAAACUCCAAAACUUUGUGGCUAAAGUUUGGUCCUUUACCAUCUGUUAGGAAGACUGCAUCUCCCAUUGUUGAGGUCCCAAGAAGAAUAUGUUGGUGAAGUGCCAAAAUAAAACCCCACCACAAUGUUUAGUUUAAACCCCUUGACACCUGUUGUUGCAAAUAUACACCAAACAAAAAACACCUUAAUUUAGCAUUUACUUCCAAGCAAAAACAUCAAUGAACAUUUUUCUUCAUAACUGGAAAUAAAUUCAAGUGUCAAAGAGGUAAAGGUGGAGGAGCCAAGACCCCUACAGUCUAAUAGUUAUCUGCCUUAUGGGGCAUUCACACCGAACGGCGGCGUGCACGUCAAAUUCCACUCUUUUUUGACGCCUGUCAAAUUUACUGGUCAACACCUUGAUGCACCUGACACCUCUGCUGCAGAGCAACCACCGAAGAACUUCAUUCGUUGUCCACAUCAGUGGAAAACAUGGAUGAUGUUGAGCGAGUAGCUAGGUUCUAUAUGUUUUGGAGAGCUGUACAUAGGUGCAGAGAGGGAAAAAUAAAAGGAAAACUGCAAGAUCUUUUUAUUUCUGUCUUGAUGAAAAUAAGAAAACAUCAUAAGCCCAUUGAGCUACUGUAUAGUGAUCACGCACCAGUGCACAGCACCCCCAUCGGCUUUCCGUCUGCCGGGCAGCCAACCUCUGGCGGACUAGCAAAGCAAGCUCCGCAAAGCAGAAACCAGCAGCUAGUGCUGCUGCGUAUGCUAGCUCAGCGGGACCCUAGGAACAGGAGCUUGUUAAGCUGUUCACUGGGCAGCUGGCUAGCAUAGGGCUAGUGACAGACCGGCGACCUGUCUAGGGUGUGUACCGUCUUCGCCCAACAGUAGUCGGGAAUGUCUCCGGAAAUCCCAUGGGCCUCAGUGGGUUAAGAAAAUGGAUGGAAAUGGACAAAAAUCCUUAAAUCGAGCCACCAUAUUGAAUCUGUUUCUACCCCGAUUGGUUAACGAGCUCACCACACCUUGCCACGCCCGAAGCCCAAAUCGCGAGGGCGUUACGGUGUCCUUACAUUAACUUAAUAUUGAACCUUGAAUUCUGUCGCUUUUGGUGUGAAUGCACCAUUAUAGUCAAUAUUUGGUCAAAUCUCUUACAAAAGUUAAAAUCGUUGAUGUUCCAUUUGAUAAGACAUUUAUCCCACAUGAUAAAUGCGUGAAGUUCGGAGUUUGGAAAAAGAAGCUAUUUUAGACAAAGAAGUGUCAUUUGGGUGGAUGUUGAAAAUCAGCAAUGUUCAAAAAGUUUGAGUGUUAACCAAGGAUAGAAAGGAUCUUACCAAAUGCAAGUUGUGUUUAAAUGCUACGUCACUCACAAAUCGGUGUUACAGCUUUACAUUUCCCACUUCAACAGUGCUGAAUAUGUUUUGCAAAUGACUUUAUUUUGUAGAAUGUUUACCUUUAGUCAGUCACAGAACACAUACUUUACCCAGAUACUCAGCCUGAAUAAUCUGAGCUGUUGUAUUCCUUAAAUCAAUAUUCUUUUAAAACAGGAGGUAACAUGUCUUUAAAAUAACUGCUUUACUAUGAUCAGGUGCAAUUCAUGAAAACAAUUUUAAAAAAUGCAGAGCUUCAUUUCUGUGCUCCAUGUUGUGGCAGCUGGUAUAAUGGUGCAUAAUUUCUUCCACUUCACACAAUUUACUAUUUUGAAAAUAAAAAUGUCAAAUGCAGGAGAAAACCAAAACCAGGUUUACUCAGUUUUUCUGCAGAGCAGAUAGAUUUGUUAUUUUCUUGCUUUUGGAUUCAUUCUUAGCAAUCUAAAAUAGAGAAAAACUUUUUUGGAGGCUUUUUUUUUGUUCAUAUCAAAGUUUCAAAGGUAUCUUUGGUAAUUGAUUGAACAUUUACAACAAUAUGCCAAACCUAACAGCAGGAAAAUCCACACCUGGACUGUGGAAUUUGAUUUCUAAACAAGAAUAACAAAUAUCGAAAAAAAAAAACAUAAAAAAAAGUACAAUAUUAGUCAGUCCAAUUUUACUGAUGACUUAGUGUUUUAUUUACAUCACCUUUAUGUAAGAGGUUCUGGAAAAAACAUGUAGUUGUGCCUUUUGGUGAUUUGUUUGCUCAUCUGAAGACUGUAUUGACUGUCCAGUCCCAACAGGUUCAAGGAAACAGGAAAAUGAUUGUUUCCCGCUGAGUGGUGUGAGCGUGUCCGGUUAUUAUUGAUCCAACUGACGGCUGAUUAGCUUUCUGGACAUUUGAUUAAUGCUGCCUAGACAUUUGAAACAAGGAUUCACAAAAGUUUGAUUUGAAAUACACGAACACCCUAAAACUGUGUAUCCUCUUGUGUUAUUUGUCACAUAGCUGUUUUCCUUUUUUAAGAUUAAUUUGCUGUGUGCCAUUUAAAAAAACAAACAAAAAAAAAAACUGGCUUUUUUAGUUAUUUUUUUCUCUUGAAGAACAAAUCUAUUAUUUUUUCUUUUUGAAAAAGAGUCAGUGAAUGACAGAAUUUGAACUAAGUUACAAUCAGCUGUUGGUGUAAUUGUUUCUGUUUCCUUAACAUUCUAGUUUUUUGGGGGGUAUUGUGGAUGAAAAUGGUUAAACAUGGUACAAAAAGAAAACAAUACGUUUACUGGUUUUAUGCAAAGCAUUUCCAUACACUGAGAAGGCAACAGCUCGGCUAUUUAUGGUUCACGUGUGGAAGUGUGGGAAAAAUAAGCUUAAAAAUAAAAUAACUCAUUCUCUGGUUCUGUAUGUUCUAAACUUUUUUUGUAAUUGCUCAGUUUUAAUCAGACUUUUUGUAUGUUUUGACUUUUAUCAUCUGUGACUACAAGAGGGAAUUUCAAUCAGUUUUUUUUAACAAAGUUUUUCCCCAAUAUUUAAUAAAAUCUUGCCAUAAAUUAUUUUAUUUUCUUUUGCAUUUCAGAAAAAAGGCUGUUUUGGGGUACAUAUCAUUAAAUAAUUAAUUAAAACACUUCUUAUUUUCAUUUUAACUCUUUUUUUGUGGAAAUAUGUGUAAAUGUAUCAUUGGUUGUGCGAUGACCAUGGCCACAGUAUUCAAGCCUUUAAGUUGGAGAGUUACCGCUGUGAUCUGUGUUUGAGACCACAUCUGACAAAGUAUGGCCUAUCACAGGAAUGACACUGACCGUGUGCAAACUUCAAAAAAAAAAAAAAAAAAAACUGGAUGGCUGCUGGUCUGAUGCCAUUCGUGUCUGGGGAUGUCACUGGACUCAAAUGGAAUUGUUUACUGUCGUCUCUGUCUGAUGAGUGUGUAAUCUAGCUGAUCCAGAACUGUACACCACCAGAAUAAACUUAGUGUCGACUGUUGGAUUGACACGUUUAUAGGUCUGUCAGAAAAACAACAAUACUGUAUUUUUGUGUGAUAAAUAUACAUGAAAUCAAAUCUACUUUUAAAUGAAGCAUUAUAAAUGAUGUUUGUCUAUUUGUUUACUCAUGCAGUGUCUAUAAGAGUAUAAUUGUAAACGUGAAAUCAGUUGAAUAAAUAUUGUCGAUUUCACACAG